ACACUCCAUGAUCGGUCUGGGUGUCUGUGGAGUUUCUGCAUGCCUGCUGGAAGAAAAAAAAUCCAUCUUUCAGGGUUCAGAUCCCUGAUCUUUACUAUUGGGGAAAACCAAGAUCGCCAUAUUCGGCGAUCUGUGUGAAGGCUUUGAUUGAUGAGUAGUAUUGAAUUAAUUUUUCCUCAUUAACUUCACCAUGAGUUGGUCUUUAUUAAACAUUAUUCAGAUGCAUGGGGGCUUUUGUCUUUGGAUCUGUGUUGGUUUUCCUUUCUGUGUUUUUCUGCAUGCAGCUUACUGUUGAUUUACUUUCUGUUUUAUGAGGAAAUCUUGUCAAGCUAAUGUAUCAACCUUUUUGAGAUUUAAUGUUCCUUGUAUCUGUCAACGUAAUGCAGUAGUUUUUCAUUAUUUAAGUUGAAAAAGUCUCUACCUCAAAGGUUUUAACAAUUGCAUAGAUUCAUCAUAAAUCAGCUCGUGCAGUCCUGAUCGGUUUCUGUCGUAUUUCUAAUCUAAAUGUAAUUAAUACAAAACAAUUCGAUUAGGCCUUUUUUUUCUCCUCAGAAAGCAUGUGGUGACAGAAGAAAAGUUUUAUUUUGGGACAUUUUGAAAUCCCCGGGAAUAGUCGUCAAGUUUUAAAUCUUGAUAUUUUUUUUUUAUUUACAUUUUUUUGAGCAGCCGUUUAAUCAUGAGCUGAAAUUUGGAGAGAAGUGGAUAUAGACUUAAAGCUUUAUCUCCUUUUUUGUGUGGCACAUUGUGAUAACGCCCUAAAAAAUAACCAUCUUAUUUUGUAGAUAACUGUAUGGCUGCCGCAGCUUUUGGCUCCCAGUUUGAAAUUGACUUCCUCAGGAUACCACUAAUAUCACUGAACUGCACACAGUAAUUUCAUUUCCUAAUAUUUAUUGAUGCUCUGAUGGAAUGAGCUGUGAAGAAAAUGGAAUUACAUUGUUUUGUUCUUUUAUUUACUGUCAGUAACUUAAAUUUAUCUCAACGGCAAUAAAUCCAAUUUCUUAUCAUCGCGAUAAAUGAUAUGAUAAGUGCUCACCCCAGAAGGGAAAUCCUGCAAAGCACAAGCAGCGAGAACGAACUCGCGACUGUGGAAUACUGAUAUCUGAGAGCGAGCAAGGCGGGGAAAGACUGGAAAGACAUCAAAGUGUCAGGAUGCCAAAGUACAAAUAAAAAAGAAAUGCCCCAACUAUGCAGAAGAGCUCUUGAAAACUGGCUUGGUGUGAACGUGUCGGUAGAGUAGGAUCAGAAACCAGAAUUGUGCAGGUGUCAGAGGGAUAAAUCUGAGGUUAAACCCACCCUGACCCCCUCACUCUGAACGCCGGCCGCUUCGAGUCGGGCCACUCCGACUCUGACUCCAUUAAUUUUUGCUUGCUUUGAAACUACUCAUGUGAAAAAGACAGUCUGGGUCAAAGGGAGGAGGGGGCGGUUCUUGUUUUUACCCCUCACCCUCUUUCUGCAAACACAUUUGUAGACGUCGUCAAAUAUUCAGCACCUCAUUCACCCAAAUUCCACCGCCGCACAUCCCUGCCACUGUGGCUUAGCCUCAGGACCGGAUGGCUGCCAUCGUCUCCUGCCGAUUGGCGGGAGGAUCCUGAGAAAGCAGCUCUCUGGUUGGCUGACCCCUUCGGCUCCUACUAUAUUUGUGGGGAUUAUGCUCCAUCGAUUGGGCACGCUCCCAAAGCCUGGCUGCUGUUCUGAAGAGAGGAAGGGAAGAGGCAAGGGGGAGGGGCGUCUUCCUUCCUACUAUCUCGUUCUUUUUUUCUUUUUUUUUUUUUUUUUUGGUUUGUCAAAUUGUGCACAUUGGGUGCACAUGUGAAUGUCAGUGAACCCCCACCCCGCCGCAGACUUUUACCCAGGUUCAUCCCCUCCGACGAUCAUUGUGGAACAACUUUACAGUGUUUCCCACUUCUUCUGAGGAUUUUAUAUUUUUUCGGGAUUCAUAGAUGCUCUUUGAAGUGUUCCUGCAUCAAUCUGCAGCCUCGCGUCCUUUAGGAGUCUUCUGGCAUUGUUUAAGAGGAUCAGAGGAAGCUGCAGCAGCUUCCUUUGAAUCCAGAAUGAUGGCGUGCCACGUUUGAGGGGAUGCCAUAGCUGCAGCCGCAACGAUUCACAUCAGUUAUAUAACAUUAAUUACACAAGUGUAAGCAUUGCUAACCUGUAGAAUGGAGAUGAUGGCAUCUUGCUGGAGAGGGCAGGAGGAGCAAGCCGCCAAGAUCAAGGCAGAGAAGAUCCGUGUCGCUCUGGAGAAAAUCAAGGAGGCGCAGGUCAAAAAGCUGGUGAUUCGGGUCCAUAUGUCGGACGAGAGCUCCAAGACCAUGAUGGUGGAUGAGCGGCAGUCGGUCAGACAGGUGCUGGACAGCCUGCUGGAUAAGUCUCACUGUGGCUACAGUCCAGACUGGUCUCUGGUGGAAACCAUUACGGAGCUGCAGAUGGAGCGUAUAUUUGAGGACCAUGAGAACUUGGUGGAGAACCUGUUAAACUGGACCCGGGACAGCCACAACAAGCUCAUGUUCAUCGAGCGCAUCGAGAAGUAUGCUCUCUUCAAGAACCCCCAGAACUAUUUGUUGGGGCGGAAGGAGACGUCAGAGAUGGCUGACCGGAAUAAAGAAGCUCUACUAGAGGAAUGCUUCUGCGGUGGAUCGGUGUCGGUGCCGGAGAUUGAGGGGAUUUUGUGGCUCAAAGAGGAUGGAAAGAAGUCGUGGAAAAAGCGUUACUUCCUCCUUAGGGCUUCAGGGAUCUAUUAUGUCCCAAAAGGCAAAGCAAAGGCGUCCAGAGAUCUUGUGUGCUUCCUGCAGUUGGAUCAUGUUAAUGUGUAUUAUGGACAGGACUACCGCAGCAAAUACAAGGCUCCUACUGACUACUGCCUGGCCCUGAAACAUCCCCAAAUCCAGAAGAAGUCACAGUACAUCAAAUACCUUUGCUGUGACGAUGUUAGGACCCUGCACCAGUGGGUGAAUGGCAUCCGCAUCGCCAAGUAUGGCAAGCAGUUAUAUGUGAACUACCAGGAAGCAAUGAAGAGGACAGAGGCAGCCUAUGAUUGGUCAUCUCUCUCUACCUCCAGCAUUCGGUCAGGCUCCAGUUCUGCCAGUAUACCUGAAUCCCAGUCCAAUCAUUCAGGUCAUUCAGACAGUGGAGUAGACACAGCCUCCUCUCAUGGCCGGUCUCAGAGUGUGGUGAGCUCCAUUUUCUCUGAAGCCUGGAAGAGAGGAACUCAGAUGGAGGAGAAUUCUAAAAUCAGGAUGGAGGCGUCGCGUGGAUCAACGCAUUCCUCCCACAGCCACCGGCAUCACAGCCAGCAUUCAGUGGACCACCCCAUCCUUACUCCCCCUCCACAGCUGCAGCAGCAGCACCCAUCUCAGCCAUCUUUAACACAAGAACCGACAGUGACCCAACCACUUCAGCCUCCGUCACCUCCCCAGAUGCUACCACCACCACCCCCAGAGAUGGUACAACCUCCACAACCGCCACCCAAGUCUCCAGAGCCGCAGCCCAGCAUUAGUUCCGAUCAGCAGGAACCAGCUGCUGCUCCCAGUCCACCUCCACCCCCUCCUCCACCAUCCCCGCCGCCACCUCCUCCACUGCCUCCACUGCAAAUGGUGUCACACCACUCGCCGGCCCCCACCAUGUACAAGUACAGCACCAUCACCCGGCUGCAGAACCAGAAGACUUCUCACAAGCUACCGGCGACGGCGAAGCAGGUCUUGCCUCCACCUCCGACACCACCUGCGCAGGUCAUCAAGCCCAACGUAAAUCACAUUGCUGCAAGGACCAACGUCCCACCUCCUCCUCCGCCUCCUCCUCCACCUCCGCCAUCAAUGCCAACCCCAGGGUCCGCAAUGGCGGUUUUGCGAUGUGGCCCUUCCAGUCCGGCUGCUCCUCCUUCCUUCAUCCCACCGCCUCCUGCGCUGCACACCAGCAACAUGAUGUUUCCUCCUCCUCCGCCUCUGCCUCCACCUGUUGCACCAACCCCCAUGAUACAAACUGUUCACGCCAACGGGCUGAAGCAGGCGCUAAAGGAGAGGUUUCCCAGUCCGCCACGAGAACUGCUGUCUCACAACGGCGAUCUUGAGGACUCCCCACUGCCUGCUCCAGCACCACCACCUCCGCCACCUCCACCGCCGCCCCCACCUCCUCCUCCGCCACCCCAGCAGUGCUCCAUACCAGCACAGUUUCCGCCUCCUCCCGGACCCCCCCGAGCCCCACCCAAAACCUUUACUCCUGGUUUUAUGCCUCACACUGCACCCAAGCCCAUGUCCCCAGUAUCACCAUUCCCUCCUGCUCCAACUCCACCACCGCCACCCCCACCUCCACCUCCCCCUCCUGCACCUUUUCAGCUAAAGAAACAGCUCAGCCUCCAGCAGGGUCACACCCAUCCUCCGCCUACCCUCCCCAAGCAACACAGCCUGACUAAAACAGUGAGCGUCUCCACGGGAGCUGUACCUACCAUGUCUUUGGUGAAGCAGUUGGCAAGUCAGUUUCCAGGAGCUUCAUCCCAAGUCAACCAUGCAGAGUACCCUAAAGCACCACUCUCCCCUCCUGCUGUGAAAACGAAACCAAAAUGGCAGCCUGGCGGUAACCAACAGCUGCCAUCUCCAGAGUUCCCCCCUCCUCCAGCAGAGAGCAACAACAGUUUCCCUGCACCACCUCCACCACCCCCACCGCCACCUCCUCCUCCAGCACCCAUCACUGGCCCAACCCCACCGCCCCCCCCACUUCCCUCUGGAAGCAUGGGCUCUCCACUGAGGAGAUCACCCUCUGGCUCCUCCAGUUUCGGUGGUAAGAAGCCCCCUCCAGCCCCUCAGAGGAACUCCAGCAUUAAAGCCAACUCAUCAGCCUCUUACGAGGAAUCCAGGAGGAAUUUGCUCAGCAAGUUUGCUCCCCAGGGCAAUAGCACCCCUUCUUCCACAUGUCCCGUCUCUUCCUCCAUUGGAUCUCCUUCAAAGGACCCUUCAAAUGGGCCUCCUGCACCUCCUAAACCAGGAAAGCUCAACCUGUCUAACCUACCUUUGGCGCUUCAAGCUAAAGUAAGCCAGGCCAAACAGGCAGGUGGUGACUUUCCAUCUCCUCCACCUGAGUCCACCUACUUUCCACCUCCUCCCCCUGUCUCUGAGCUUUUCCCUCCUCCACCGCCUCCAGGCAAUGAUGUCCCAAGGGUAGCCGUGGUAAACCCUCAACCCCAAGCUCCCCCUCCUCCGCCGCCAGUCUCCCUUGUUAGCAACUCAAUAUGGGCAAAAAACUCCCUAAAAAAGACUCCUCCACCCACCCUAGGGCGGCGAAGCAACACUACCCCGGAACCGCCUGGCAUAUCUCCACCUCCACCCACAUCUCCAAAGGGUAGCUCAGGUCAGCCCAACUUCCUGGCGGAUCUCAGCCAGACUUUGAAACGCAAGUCAGUGGGUCGCCAGGGUCCAGGCUUCCCCGGCAAACUGGACCCAGUGGGGACCAUGGAUGACAUGGCGCUGCCUCCGCCGCCCCCGGAGCUGCUACUGGACCAGGGGAAGCAGAGCAAUGGAGGAAAUGACAGCUAUAUGUCCGGAAACAUCUCAGGCUAUGCAACACUGCGAAGAGGACCACCACCCGCACCUCCCAAACGUGGGGAUGCAACCAAACUUACCGGAUAACAUUGAACUCUGAGAUCAGGACAUAGCGCAGCUGGCUGAACAGACGUUAUUAGCUAAAUGGAUAUGAAAUCCUGAACUUCUUAAAUUCUCUUGUGAGAGACCUGAUGAAGCCAAUAGGACUUUGUCAGGCCCAUUACUGAUGAAUUGGUGAUCUUGUAUAUACAAAAAGCCAAAUCCGACCACCGAAUCCAAACAGUGCAUUUUGUAAAACAACACCAAGACUGUUAAGACUGGACCAGGUAGGUAUGAAGGAUCCAGGUCUGAGCCAAAUCAUGUUUGUUUUUCCUCUUUUUUUAUUCCUAUAAAGCUAUGCCACGUACUGGAUACAAAACGAGAAACGGAUCGGAACCACAUGUUUCAGCUUUGAUCACUACAUGAACCACAUGUGAUAACAGGCUGGAGUUGUCCUGGGUUGAGUGUCUGUCUCUGUGUGUGUAUGAAUGAGAGGGAAACAUGCAUUGUGGUUAGAAAGCUCCUCGGUGGCAGGGCCCCAGGGGUGGAUGAAAUUCGCCCGGAAAUUCCUUAAAGCUCUGGAUGUUGUAGGGUUGUGUUGGUUGACGCGACUCUGCAAUAUUGCAUGGAGAUCGGAGGCAGUACCCCUGGAUUGGCAGACUGGGGUGGUGGUCCCACUGUUCAAAAGGGUGUGUUCCAAUAAUAAGGGGGUCACACUCUUAAGCCUCCCUGGCAAGGUCUUUUCAGGGGUCCUGGAGAGGAGGGUCCGUUGGAUAGUUGAACCUCAGAUUCAGGAAGAGCUGUGUGGUUUUUGUCCUGGUCGUGGAACACUGGACCAGCUCUACACCCUCAGCAGGGCCCUGGAGGGUGUAUGGGAGUUCUCCGGUCUACAUGUGUUUUGUUCGAACGUGUCCCUUGGGGAGUCCUGUGGGGAGUUCUCCGGGAAUAUGUGGUACCGGGCCCUUUAAUAUGGGCUGCCAGGUCCCUGUAUGUCUGUGUAUCUGGGCUCUCCCUUAGGGAUAGUGUGAGAAGUUCGUUAUCCGGGAGGGACUCAGAGCAGAGCCGCUGCUCCUUCGCUUCGAGAAGAGCCAGUAGAGGUUGGUCGGGCAUCUGGUCAGGAUGCCUCCUGAACGCCUCCCUGGUGAGGAGUUCCGGGCACAUUCCACCGGGAGGAAGUCCCGGGGAAGACCCAGGACAUGUUGGAGGGACUAUGUUUCUCGGCUGGCCUGGCAACGCCUUGGGAUUCCCCUGGAAGAGCUGGAACAAGUGGCUGGGGAAAGGGAAGUGUGGGCCUCCCUUCUGAAGCUGCGAGCCCCGCAACCCUACUCUGGAUAAAGCAGAAGAAAAGGGAUGGAUGGAUGCAUGCAUGAUUACAUAUAUUGGUGAAGUAGUUGAUAAUUAAGGAAUGCUGCCAUGUUUUCUUUUGUAUGAAAUAAUUUAAAGUCUGAUGAAUUUCACAUUUUUUUGUUUUUGGUUUUUUAAUUCUGGCCGUCAAAUUUUGUCUAAACCGGAUAAAGGUUUGGUCACAAUGGCAAGUAGGAUUGAGGCAAACAUACAUAAGAACAAAGGGAUACUGCUACACUAAUGAAUCUAAAAAAAUUCAGUUUCUCUGAAAAUGAAAAUGUUGCAUAAGACAAAUAUGAGAAGGGUUUUAAUACAGAAAUAUUAUGCUACAUGCAGAGCAUCUCCACACAGGUAAUCCACAAAUCUAAAAUCAGCAGAUUAAGGUACUUCAAGUGUCUCUAAAUUGGUUGUAAUUUCAAUUAGGCACCACAUGAACCUACUUGAUAUAAAACCCAAUGGAGGUUCUGUGGAGUUCUAUCAAAAGCAAGAUGAGACAACAAAGACAACAAUGCAGAUGAGUUGGUGAUCAUUGUCAAAACAAUCUUAACUUCCUUAACACAGAUUGAAGCCUUACUUAGCAGUAUGCUCACAUUUCUGAAUUAAAAAUUCUUUUUAUUGCUUUUAUGUAACAUUAUGAAACCUAAAUUUUGGGUUUUAAGCCAUAAGCAAAAUGAACAUAAGUAGAUUUUGUAUGUUUGUGUAAUUUCACUUUCUGAACUUACUGAAGUAGGGUUUUGGAUGUUAUUCUAAUGCACUGAGAUGCACCUGUAGUAUCUAUCUGCAGAACUUUCUCAAAAUUCAUCAAUUUUUACAAAAAUGCAAAUGUAAAGGAAGCCUCGUCACGAACACCUUGGGAAAUAAAACUUUUUAUUAUUAUUUAAUGCAAAAUUAGGAGGAACUGUGUUUAAAUGGAGGUGGAGGCCUGUGUUUGUUUAUUUCUUUGAGUUCUUUGUGUGUUGGCUUGAUUUUUGGACCUCAUCCCACAUCACUACUGGUUCCCAGCGCCUUUUGAAAUCAGGAAUACAAACUGGAAUCUCAUCUUAGUACACACUGAAGGAGACGUAUUCGCCUGGUUAAUGUACAGAGCAUUACACCAUGUAUUUAAUAACCCACCAUCAGACUUUGCAUUAGACCGAAUGUGCUUUGAAUCCCGUCUUGUUUGUUCAUGGUGCCAUUGCUGCUUAAGCCGACAGCGCACAAGGACAGCAGUGCCUAGAAAGCGGAGCAUGAAGGGGUUUCCCUGCCUUGCAGCAGUACUUUUAUUUUCCGGGUUCUUGUGCAGUCCAUGAAGUAUCCCAUUCCCCACUUGUCCUUUUGUGCCAUGAUGACAUAUCAGUAAUAUUUCCACAUAAUUUAACUGGUGUUGAAAGCAGAGGGAGGUCCCUGCUGGUUGCCUCGCUGAAGGACUUCUUCAACAUGCUUCUCAUUUGUCUGAGUGGGCAUAUCUUAAACCACCUUGACGGGACGUUUGCUAGAGUGCAGUUUGUAAGCUAUUUAUGUGGUAAAGUGUGAAGUAAAUGCAAAGAAGGUUGAAGUUAAUGUUUCCUCUUGCAUAUAAACUGAAAAUCCCAAUAUACAUGUUCAAACCAGAUCUCAA
Messenger RNA from Poeciliopsis prolifica (blackstripe livebearer), 8508 nucleotides. RefSeq names its product Ras association (RalGDS/AF-6) and pleckstrin homology domains 1b (gene raph1b). The record is from RefSeq and is a predicted model, not a curated record. The transcript is spliced from 11 exons. Bases 2157 to 5615 code for a protein of 1152 amino acids. Gene Ontology annotation, biological process: signal transduction. NCBI's taxonomy places the organism in Eukaryota, Metazoa, Chordata, Actinopteri, Cyprinodontiformes, Poeciliidae. Gene Ontology annotation, cellular component: plasma membrane; cytosol.